AUGGCCUCUUUGCUCAGUGUUUUGCUGCGAAAAUCUAACAAUUUAGGGCAAGCGGGGGCCCUUUUAAAGAAUUUACCUGCAGUUUACAAUGUGAACAACCAGCGCAGCGCCCACAGAUGGAUGCCAGACCAAGAGUUUGUGAAACAAUUUGAAGGGGCUGUUAUGUACCCUGAGGACAUUGGCUCACUAAUAAAGCAUCCCCCAUACCAUGGUGUGGUCAAACCGGGUGAAAAACAGGUGCGCAACAUGGUAUUGAACUUCGGUCCUCAGCAUCCAGCUGCUCACGGAGUGUUACGUCUCGUGCUUGAGUUAGAUGGAGAGACAGUCCGUGCCGCUGACCCCCAUAUUGGACUCCUUCACCGCGGCACAGAGAAGCUCAUCGAAUACAAGACGUACACCCAGGCUCUUCCUUACUUCGAUCGUCUGGACUAUGUCUCAAUGAUGUGCAAUGAACAGUGCUACAGUUUGGCCGUGGAGAAGCUUCUUAACAUCGACAUACCGCUUCGCGCUAAAUACAUUAGAACCUUGUUUGCCGAGAUUACCCGUAUCCUGAACCAUAUCAUGGCAGUCGGUACACACGCUCUUGAUGUAGGAGCUCUUACUCCAUUCUUCUGGCUGUUCGAAGAAAGAGAAAAAAUGAUGGAGUUCUAUGAGAGAGUGAGUGGAGCUCGGAUGCACGCCGCGUACAUCAGACCUGGAGGCGUUUAUUUGGAUAUGCCGCUAGGACUCAUGGAUGACAUAUACGAGUUCGCAGCCAAGUUCUCGGAGCGCCUGGACGAAGUGGAGGAUGUGUUGACCACCAACAGGAUUUGGGUACAGAGAACUAAAGACAUUGGUCUGGUCACUGCUGAGGAUGCUAUAAAUUAUGGAUUCAGUGGUGUGAUGCUCCGUGGGUCUGGAAUCAAAUGGGAUCUGCGUAAGUCGCAACCAUACGACGCAUACCACCUCGUAGACUUUGACGUACCCAUUGGGACUAACGGCGAUUGCUAUGACAGGUACCUGUGCCGUGUAGAGGAGAUGCGUCAGUCGCUCCGCAUCAUAGACCAGUGCUUGAACCAGAUGCCGGCUGGAGAGGUGAAGACUGAUGAUGCUAAACUCACUCCACCAGGUCGCGAGGAAAUGAAGACGUCGAUGGAGGCGCUGAUCCACCACUUCAAGCUGUUCACGCAAGGCUACCAGGUGCCGCCCGGCGUCACCUACACGGCCGUGGAGGCGCCCAAGGGCGAGUUCGGCAUCUACCUCGUCUCCGACGGAAGCUCCAAGCCUUACAGAUGCAAAAUCAAGGCACCCGGAUUUGCUCACCUCGCAGCUCUAGAGAAAAUCGGCAAGAACUCCAUGUUGGCAGAUAUCGUGGCUAUCAUAGGAACACUCGACGUCGUGUUCGGCGAAAUUGACCGAUAA
Messenger RNA from Arctia plantaginis, 1401 nucleotides. The record is from the annotation of a GenBank genome assembly. Lineage: Eukaryota; Metazoa; Arthropoda; Insecta; Lepidoptera; Erebidae.